Messenger RNA from Aricia agestis (brown argus), 4548 nucleotides. RefSeq names its product RNA-binding protein fusilli (gene fus). NCBI's taxonomy places the organism in Eukaryota, Metazoa, Arthropoda, Insecta, Lepidoptera, Lycaenidae. The transcript has 10 exons. Gene Ontology annotation, molecular function: mRNA binding. Gene Ontology annotation, cellular component: nucleoplasm; ribonucleoprotein complex. Gene Ontology annotation, biological process: regulation of RNA splicing. The record is from RefSeq and is a predicted model, not a curated record. Bases 656 to 2803 code for a protein of 715 amino acids.
UCGCACCGCGGCAGUCGAUCCACCGAGCCCAACCGGACAGGCUCGAGCGUAAAAAUCGCCGUGUCCGCUCAUUUUUUACCUUUUAUAAUAAUCAUAAAUAUAAACAAAUUAUGUGCUUUUACUCAUCGAUCGGGGGAGCUCGCCACGAUUACUGAGUUCAUUGCGUCAAGAGGAGUCAAAAGUUAUUCUAAUCCGGAGGACGUCUAGCGACAACUUCGACGCCCUAUACCUAUCGUCGUUCGCGAUCCCUAUACCGAGCGGCCGUUCGUCUUUCGACCGCGGAUUUAGUGUUUAAAUGUCAGUGAAGUGAGUUAAAUCCAGAUUUCCCCUCGAAACGGAAACGGCCUACGUCGACCGACGACGAGGCAAACAUCUAGCGGUAAACCGUACACGGCAGUCGGCACUACACGGCACAUUCACAGCUCGCGAGCCGCCGCGACACUCGCAACUCGCGACGCUCUCCGUGACUCGCGAGUAAUCACCGGACCCGCACGUUCCGAUUUCCGAGUGCUUCCGACCCGUUCGCGGCACGAAUACUCCUCCAGCGAGAAAGCCACUCUCCCCCGGUGCCCCACGCUAGGAUGGUGGCGAGCCGCUGAGAGCGUCGGUCGGCAACCUCCUACUCCCCGGGGCGGCGCUGGCGGUGCAUGGCGCCAUGAUCAGCGGCGGCUGGGUCUGCGCGCUGCACGUGCGCACGGCGGGGCUGGCGGGCGCCGCGCUCGGCUCCGACGAGGAGGAGAUCGUGUACCUGGCCUAUGUGGUCAUCGACGUCCUCACCAACCAGAUAGUGGGGGAACGCGAGUAUGCGGUGCGACCGACGCGGCGGCCCGCGGCCGAGCUGCUCACCGGCCAGCCGCUGCAGGUCGUCGUGCAGCAGUUCGACGAAUGGGUGCGGUCGCUGCAGGUGGACCCGCACUCGCCGCUCUUCCGGCUCGUCACCGACGGCCAGCCGCCGCUCAGGCAAUGCCUGCACCCGGAGGCGUGCGGCAAGGACAUCAUGCUGCCCACGUACUACGCGCGUUUCCACGACCUGCGCAAGGAGUUCGUGCGCGCCUACACGCUGCGCGCCGUGACGCCGCGCGCGCCGCCCGCGCCCCCCGCGCCGCCGCCGCCCGACCACCCCGCCGCGCUCCACGACAUGCUCGACUAUCUAGGUAUAAGCCCGUACGUGGGCGACAGCCUCUACGCCACCGAGGUGAAGGACAUGGCCAGCAUCAUACAGCGGAUCAUCGAGGACGGCUUCAGGCUCGAGCUGCCGGAGACGAUAGACCUGGUGCUGGAGACUGGCAUUUGCUCAAAGGACGAUGAAAUCGACGGCGACUGCAUAGUGCGCGCCCGCGGCCUGCCCUGGCAGUCGUCCGACCAGGACAUCGCCAAGUUCUUCCGCGGCCUCAAUGUCGCCAAGGGCGGCGUAGCGCUGUGCCUGUCGCCGCAGGGGAGGCGCAACGGCGAGGCGCUGGUGCGGUUCGUGUCGGCCGAGCACCGCGACAUGGCGCUCAAGCGGCAUAAGCACCACAUCGGCCCGCGCUACAUCGAGGUGUACCGCGCCAGCGGCGAGGACUUCCUCGGCGUGGCGGGCGGCGCCACGGGCGAGGCGGCCGCCUUCCUGUCGCGCGGCGCGCAGGUCAUCGUGCGCAUGCGCGGCCUGCCCUACGACGCCACGCCGCACCAGGUGCUCGACUUCUUCGCGAGCGGCGAGGACCCCGUCGCCGUGGUGGACGGCGCGGAGGGCGUGCUGUUCGUGCGGCGCGCCGACGGCCGCGCCACGGGCGACGCCUUCGUGCUGUUCGCGCACGAGGCGGACGCGCCGCGUGCGCUCGCCCGCCACCGCCGCCUCAUCGGCGCGCGCUAUAUCGAGCUGUUCCGCUCCACCAUCGCCGAGGUGCAGCAGGUGCUGAACCGGUCGCUGGAGCGGGGCGGCGGCGCGGGGGCCGGUGCGGGGGGCGGCGCGGCGGGCGGGGCGGGCGGCGCCGCGGCGGCGGCGGCGGACGUGGUGCCGGUGAUGCUGCCGCAGCACGUCAUCACGUCUGGCACGGCCAAGGACUGCGUGCGGCUGCGUGGCCUGCCCUACGAGGCCAAGGUGGAGCACAUACUCACGUUCCUGGACGAGUUCGCCAAGAACAUCGUGGUGCAGGGCGUGCACAUGGUCUACAACUCGCAGGGACACCCCAGCGGCGAGGCGUUCAUCCAGAUGGACAGCGAGACCAGCGCCUUCCUGUGCGCGCAGCAGAAGCACCACCGCUACAUGACCUUCGGCAAGAAGCAGCGCUACAUAGAGGUGUUCCAGUGCAGCGGUGACGACAUGAACCUGGUGCUCACGGGCGGCGCGGCGGCGCCGGGCGUGGUGGCGGCGCCCAAGGUGCUGUCGCCGGGUAUGUGUCAACCGCGACUGCUGGCGCACUCCAUCGCGCAGCACAACCUGCUGGCGCGCCAGCACGAGAGUCUGCUGCUGUCGCUGCGCUCGCCCUACCUGCCCGUGCCCGUGCGUGCGCCCUCGCCCUACUUGCCCGCGAUGCAGCCCGCGCUGCCGGCGCCCGCGCUCCCCGCCAAGCGCACGUACGAGCGCGCCUUCGCGGGGGCGGAGGCCCCGCCGGCCAAGCGGCCGUAUCCGGUGGCGGCGCCGCUGCCGCUGCCCAUGCCGGUGUUCUCGUACGCGUCGCCCGUGUUCACGAGCUCGAGCCCCGCCUUCUCGUACGGCAUGCAGGCGGGGUUGCCGCCGCUGCCGGGCUACGCCCCCGUGUCCUCGCCCUUCCCCCCCCACCUGUCCGUCUUCCCCGCCUACCCCUACUACCCGGGGGUGUAGACGCGCCCGACGGUUUCGCCCUGCGGCUCCGUCGAUGAGUAAUGUAAGUUGUAACUAUAAAUCAGGGUAUAAUAGUAUGACAAUACGCUCAAAAGUUAGUGCCUUUGCCGAUUUAUACUAGCGAAUUAUGAAUUGAUGUUAGGUAGCUUUUAAUGUUAUAGUAUAGGAGAGUUAAGAGUUUCGGGUGGAGUGCGGCGCGGGCGAGCGCUCGCGUUGUUGAGUUUAUAUUGACGUUAUAUUGUUGAUCUUUUUGAAUUAGUUUAUGAAUUCGAGGUUGUUGCGAGAUGUGCCCGCGCGUGUCGCGUGUCGCGGGUCGCGUGUCGCGAUGUUCUCAGACACUCCGCUGCUCUUUGGCCAACGUUGGCUGAUGUAGAGUGUGACGACGGAGCGAGUACUCACUGGAGGUACUUAAUCGAUUAAUACAUAUUCUAGUACGACUUACGAGUUACGAGUAUACACUUUUACGAUACGUUUACAGUUUUAUAGUAGCCGGGUGUUUCGAGACACCGACUAGGAGUUACGACAUUAAAUUUAGGUUCUCGGACGCGUUCCCCCCGCGUCCUCCCACCUCCCCUCCCCCCUACCCACCCCUUCCGCACCCGACCUCGAUAGUCUUAAGAAUUUAGAUCAUUGGAUGAUGGUUUUGGGACUGAGAAAAAAAAGAGCAUAAAAAUUAGCCGACCUUUGCGAACAUUUCGAUAUUAUAAUAAUACGAUCGGUCGCGUCGUCCCGACUCCCGACAUCGCCCGGAUCGAACUGCUCGCAAGGGCGGUCUUGUAUGUGGUGUGAUGGUUAAUAUCUGUGCUGUACUGUAAGUUACCAGGGGGUGUGGUCGCGCCGCCGCCCGCCGCGCGCCCUCGCCGCCCGUCCGCUUGUGUCGGGUUGGGAGACCGCAGUAGACCCGCUUGAUAAAUAAUGUUUAUUUAUAUACGAUGUGUUGAACGGGGUACUCCUUUUAUUCCUUGUGAGCAAAAAUAGGCCAGGUCCGACCAAAAAUAUCGACGGUACUGUCAUCCGGGAGUGACGCGAGUCGACAUGUCAUCGACCAGUCCGACCACCGCGUACCACGACCGGACGAGGUGGUCCGCGCCGCGCCGCCGCCCGCUCGCUGCGUCCCGACGUCGGAGCGGGCGGCGGCGGCGCUCGUAAUGUUAGCCUCAGGGCUCAGACGUUUCAAUGUUUCUACAUUAAUGCUGAGAACUUUUUAUAAUAAUCGUUCAUGCACCUUAUUUUUCCUCGGACGGAGUAAGAGUACACCCGGCAUAAUAUAAUAUUAUUACGAUAAACGUCGACGAUACGAUACGUCCUAGACGAGCUGCGAGCGGCGGGGAGGUGCGCGCCGGGGGCGUGCGGCGCGGGGGACGGGCUCGGUACUCGUGGUAACAUAGGCCUUCAUCAUUUAACAACUUAAUAUAUUAUAUGUUCGACUGUCGAAUACCGUCCCGUGUAGUAGUCGGCCGCCGACCCCGCCGGCGGGGCCCACCUGUCCUUCUGCCGGUGCUUCUCUAUCACCUUCUCCGUUCUGUCUCCGCCGGGUCUCCCCGCUCCGCCGGGUCGUCGGCCCGCCGCUCCACGCGGAGGUGAACGCGCUCCUAGGAAUUUAUCGUAGCGCUAAGAUGUUAUUUUUGACAAGUUUUAAAACUCUGUUGGAAUCGUAAUGAACUUAAAAUAAUUGUGUUAGUGGAUAUCAUUUUUAUUAUAUUUCUUACUUUAAAUAAAUCAUUAUUUUUCGUGUUGGAACAUGA